ACAUUUUUAUUAUCCUUUUUUCUCCACACGAUUUUUCUUUUUCUUUGUCUUCUCUCUCCCUUUUUUCUGUUCCUCACUGGCUAACUGACUCACUCGACCUCUACUAUCCCAUGGCUCUGCAAACGACGUCGUCGACGUCCGCGCAGCGUCUCUUCUACUCCACUACUAAUAACACUACUGCAAAGCCACCGUGUUCGGUUCUAGCGCAUACGAAUCAUUUGUUUGUUGAUUUUGUUGGACUCUACUGUAAAUCCAAGAGACGAAGCAGGCGAUUCGGCCUCUCUUCUUCCAAUUCAUCCAUUGCUCGUAACAGUUUGUCUCGAUUUGUGCAAAAAUCAAAGUCAACUCUUGUUGCUCAAUCACAACCCGAUUUGAAACCUAAGGUUGCUAACUUGGAUGACAUUAUAUCAGAAAGAGGUGCUUGUGGAGUUGGGUUUAUUGCUAAUUUGGAAAACAAAGCAUCACAUGGAGUUGUUAAGGAUGCCCUUACAGCGCUUGGCUGCAUGGAACAUCGUGGUGGUUGUGGGGCAGACAAUGAUUCCGGCGAUGGAUCAGGGCUGAUGACUUCAAUUCCAUGGGAUCUAUUUAACAAUUGGGCAGACUCGCAAGGGAUUGCUUCCUUUGAUAAAUUGCACACAGGUGUUGGGAUGGUGUUCCUUCCCAAUGAUGAUAAUUUAAUGAAACAAGCCAAACAAGUUGUUGGAGAUGUUUUUAAACAAGAAGGUCUUGAGGUGCUUGGGUGGAGGCCUGUUCCUAUAAAUAAGUCGGUUGUAGGUUAUAAUGCAAAACAAACCAUGCCCAACAUACAACAAGUGUUUGUUAGAGUUGUCAAGGAAGAAAAUAUUGACGACAUUGAACGAGAAUUCUACAUAUGUCGGAAGCUUAUAGAAAGAGCAGCUUCUUCAGAAAGUUGGGCUGAUGAGCUUUACAUUUGUUCUUUGUCUAAUCAAACAAUUGUUUAUAAGGGAAUGCUUCGCUCUGAAGUUCUUGGAUUGUUUUAUUCUGACCUUCAAAGUGAUCUUUAUAAAUCACCUUUUGCCAUAUAUCAUCGAAGGUUUAGUACAAAUACUAGUCCAAGGUGGCCUCUUGCUCAACCGAUGCGUUUUCUCGGUCAUAAUGGAGAAAUCAAUACCAUACAGGGGAACUUGAACUGGAUGCAAUCUCGAGAAAGUUCAUUAAAAUCUCCUGUUUGGCAUGGUCGCGAAAACGAAAUCCGUCCUUAUGGAAACCCAAAGGCAUCAGACUCUGCAAAUCUAGAUAGUACAGCAGAGUUGUUAAUAAGAAGUGGUCGUACUCCUGAAGAGGCUCUGAUGAUUCUUGUCCCAGAGGCAUAUAAGAACCAUCCGACACUAAUGAUCAAAUAUCCUGAGAUUGUUGAUUUUUAUGACUAUUACAAAGGUCAAAUGGAAACUUGGGAUGGGCCUGCUUUACUCUUAUUCAGUGAUGGAAAAACAGUUGGUGCAUGUCUUGAUCGAAAUGGACUUCGUCCCGCCAGGUAUUGGCGGACAGUAGACAAUUUUGUAUACGUUGCAUCUGAGGUUGGUGUUGUACCAAUGGAUGAAUCAAAAAUAACGGCAAAAGGCCGUCUAGGUCCAGGAAUGAUGAUAUCUGUGGAUUUGCUUGGUGGUCAGGUUUAUGAGAACACUGAAGUUAAAAAGCGAGUAGCUUUAUCAAAUCCAUACGGGGAAUGGGUCAGGGAAAACCUGCGAUCCCUAAAAUCUGCAAAUUUCCUAUCCGCAACAGUUUUGGAUAAUGAAGGAAUUUUACGGCGCCAACAGGCCUUUGGCUACUCCAGUGAGGAUGUCCAAAUGGUUAUCGAAUCUAUGGCUUCACAAGGGAAAGAGCCUACAUUUUGCAUGGGUGACGAUAUUCCAUUGGCAAUAUUGUCCCAGAGGCCGCAUAUGCUUUAUGAUUAUUUUAAACAACGGUUUGCACAGGUUACAAAUCCAGCUAUAGAUCCUCUUAGGGAAGGAUUAGUCAUGUCACUUGAAGUCAAUAUUGGGAAGCGAAGAAACAUAUUGGAGGUUGGACCUGAAAAUGCUAAGCAGGUUAUCUUAUCUAGUCCUGUACUGAAUGAAGGAGAGCUCGAGUCAUUGCUUAAGGAUCCCUAUUUAAAACCUCAAGUUUUGCCGACCUUUUUUGAUAUUCGUAAAGGGGUUGAGAGUACUUUGGAAAGAAGACUAGCUAGACUUUGUGAAGCUGCUGAUGAAGCUGUUCGAAAUGGUUCCCAACUGCUUGUUCUCUCUGAUCGGUCUGAUGAGCUAGAGCCUACUCGGCCUGCAAUGCCAAUUCUUCUUGCUGUUGGUGCUGUUCAUCAGCAUCUUAUUCAGAAUGGAUUGCGAAUGUCAACAUCCAUCAUAGCAGACACUGCUCAGUGCUUCAGCACUCAUCACUUUGCCUGUUUGAUUGGAUAUGGUGCAAGUGCUGUAUGUCCAUAUUUGGCAUUGGAAACAUGUCGGCAAUGGCGUCUGAGUACUAAAACUGUGAAUUUGAUGCGAAAUGGCAAGAUGCCUACUGUAACAAUGGAGCAGGCUCAGAAGAACUUUUGCAAGGCCGUAAAAUCUGGUCUUCUAAAAAUCCUCUCCAAGAUGGGCAUCUCAUUGCUUUCAAGCUACUGUGGUGCCCAGAUAUUUGAGAUUUAUGGAUUAGGUAAUGAGGUUGUUGAUCUAGCGUUUUGUGGGAGUAAGUCAACUAUUGGUGGAGCAACUUUUGAUGAGUUGGCAAGGGAGACUUUAUCUUUUUGGGUGAAAGCGUUCUCUGAGGAUACAGCGAAAAGAUUGGAAAAUUUUGGGUUUAUACAAUUCAGACCUGGAGGGGAGUAUCAUGGAAAUAACCCAGAGAUGUCAAAACUACUCCACAAAGCGAUUCGGCAAAAGAGUGAAAGUGCAUUUUCUAUUUAUCAGCAGCAUUUAGCUAACCGGCCAGUGAAUGUUCUACGUGAUCUUCUUGAAUUCAAGACUGAUCGUACUCCAGUUCCUCUGGGAAAGGUUGAACCUGCUUCCUCCAUUGUUCAACGCUUUUGUACAGGGGGAAUGUCACUUGGUGCUAUUUCAAGAGAAACUCAUGAGUCAAUUGCUAUUGCAAUGAACAGAUUAGGUGGAAAAUCUAAUUCAGGAGAAGGUGGUGAGGAUCCAAUUCGUUGGAGCCCACUUUCAGAUGUCACUGAUGGAUAUUCUCCGACACUACCACAUCUCAAAGGACUUCAAAAUGGUGACACUGCUACCAGUGCUAUUAAGCAGGUUGCGUCAGGACGUUUUGGGGUCACCCCUACAUUCCUGGUCAAUGCAGAUCAGUUGGAAAUUAAGAUUGCACAAGGUGCCAAGCCUGGCGAAGGGGGCCAAUUGCCUGGGAAGAAAGUUAGCGCAUAUAUCGCAAGGCUAAGAAAUUCUAAACCUGGAGUUCCACUUAUCUCUCCACCCCCUCACCACGACAUAUAUUCCAUUGAAGAUCUUGCACAACUGAUAUAUGAUCUUCAUCAGGUCAACCCUAAGGCCAAGGUAUCUGUAAAGCUAGUGGCAGAAGCUGGUAUUGGUACUGUUGCUUCCGGUGUUGCAAAGGGUAAUGCCGAUAUCAUACAGAUAUCAGGGCAUGAUGGUGGAACAGGAGCAAGCCCUAUAAGCUCCAUUAAGCAUGCUGGUGGUCCUUGGGAACUUGGACUUACAGAAACUCAUCAGACUCUCAUCGAAAACGGACUCAGAGAGAGGGUAAUUCUUAGGGUUGAUGGUGGCUUUAAAAGUGGAGUUGAUGUGAUGAUGGCUGCAGCAAUGGGUGCUGAUGAAUAUGGAUUUGGUUCUGUUGCAAUGAUUGCUACUGGAUGUGUUAUGGCUCGCAUUUGUCACACAAAUAAUUGUCCAGUUGGUGUUGCCAGUCAGAGAGAAGAAUUACGUGCCCGGUUUCCUGGUGUUCCUGGAGAUCUUGUUAAUUACUUCCUCUAUGUUGCUGAGGAGGUAAGAGGCAUGCUUGCACAAUUGGGUUAUCAGAAGUUGGAUGAUAUUAUUGGACGAAAGGAUUUGUUAAGACCGCGAGAUAUUUCUCUAGUGAAAACUCAGCAUCUUGACCUCAGCUAUAUUGUUUCAAAUGUGGGCUUGCCGAAACUCAGCAGCACUGAGAUCAGGAAUCAAGAUGCUCAUACUAAUGGUCCUGUUUUGGAUGAUGUUCUACUUGCAGAUCCUGAGAUCUUGGAUGCCAUUCAGAAUGAAAAAGUUGUCAAUAAAACGAUUAAGAUAUUCAACGUGGAUCGUGCGGUUUGUGGUCGUGUAGCAGGUGUGGUUGCAAAGAAGUAUGGUGACACUGGUUUUGCCGGGCAGCUGAAUAUAACGUUUACUGGAAGUGCUGGGCAAUCGUUUGGAUGCUUUUUGACACCUGGAAUGAACAUUCAGCUGGUUGGAGAGGCUAAUGAUUACGUGGGAAAGAGUAUGGCCGGAGGAGAGUUGGUUAUAAAGCCUGUGGAGAAUGCUGGCUUUUGCCCUGAAGAUUCUACUAUAGUUGGGAAUACUUGCUUGUAUGGAGCAACUGGUGGCCAAGUAUUUGUCAGAGGGAAAGCUGGAGAGCGUUUUGCUGUUAGAAACUCACUUGCUCAAGCUGUAGUUGAAGGCACCGGAGACCAUUGUUGUGAAUAUAUGACUGGCGGUUGUGUUGUUGUUAUUGGAAAAGUUGGUAGAAAUGUUGCUGCUGGAAUGACUGGAGGACUGGCAUAUCUUCUUGAUGAGGAUGACACUUUGAUACCUAAGGUGAAUAAAGAAAUAGUAAAGGUCCAACGAGUGACUGCUCCUGUUGGUCAGAUGCAGCUAAAGAGCCUUAUCGAAGCCCAUGUGGAAAAAACUGGGAGCGGUAAAGGGGCUGCUAUUCUGAAAGAGUGGGACAACUUUCUUCCGCUUUUCUGGCAGUUGGUUCCGCCUAGUGAAGAAGACACUCCGGAAGCUUGUGCAGACUAUCAAGAAACAGUUGCUGGGCAAGUGAUGCAGUCUGCUUAGGAUAUAGCAGUGCAAAUGGCCAGCUAUGAACCCUAAGAUUCAAAUGUGUAACCUGUACAGGUCAAUUACACAUGAUGGUUUCUUAAAUCGGAAUGAAGUUUUAGUGAGAAUCCAGAAUGCUUUGGUCACCAGGAGACAGGUUUCAUAAUUAAGAAGCGGCAUUCCCUUGGACGAUCCAUCAUUCCUCAAGGAUUCCGCUUGUCGGGCGUUAUAGAAUUUGUACAGUUGAUUUUCUGGCAGAAAGUGUAAAGCUAAAUUCGUUUCAGAUUUUUCCCAUCAUUGUGCGAGCUUCUAUUGUUUGAUUAUUAAUAAUGAAAAAGAGACUAUUUUAUGGCUGGUCAA
Molecule: messenger RNA, 5315 nt
Organism: Mercurialis annua (annual mercury)
Lineage: Eukaryota; Viridiplantae; Streptophyta; Magnoliopsida; Malpighiales; Euphorbiaceae
Product: ferredoxin-dependent glutamate synthase, chloroplastic-like
Exons: 33
Coding region: 111-4973 (1620 amino acids)
Biological process (GO): ammonia assimilation cycle
Molecular function (GO): glutamate synthase (NADH) activity
Source: RefSeq, a predicted model, not a curated record